Molecule: messenger RNA, 1692 nt
Organism: Coccinella septempunctata (seven-spotted ladybird)
Lineage: Eukaryota; Metazoa; Arthropoda; Insecta; Coleoptera; Coccinellidae
Product: UDP-glycosyltransferase UGT5-like
Exons: 3
Coding region: 36-1604 (522 amino acids)
Molecular function (GO): UDP-glycosyltransferase activity
Source: RefSeq, a predicted model, not a curated record
CAUUGACUCUUCCUCAGACAGUAAUCGUCCGUUACAUGCCCAGCAAAAUGGGAAAAUUCAGUGUUACGUUACUGCUCAUCUUUUGUGCCAGCCACGCAUAUAGUGCCAAAAUUUUGGGUGUGUUCAUGACCCCUAGUUACAGUCAUCAAGUGGUGUACCAGCCAAUAUGGAGGGAACUCUCCCUUAGAGGCCAUGAAGUUACCGUCAUCACACCAAACCCUUUACACGACAGCAAACUCACGAAUUUAACGGAAAUCGAUGUUAGUGCUUCAUACAAAAUUUUCAGAGAUGAAAAUGAGAAGGGUAUGCUCGAGGAGAAAUCACUUCUCGGUGAAAUGAAAAGAUUCUCGAAGAUAUUCGAGAUGCUGGCACAUUAUCAGCUUGGUCAUCCGGACGUUCAGGCUUUAAUCAAGAAUAAAAACCAAACAUUCGAUUUGUUACUAGUGGAAUACCUCUACCCUGCCAUGUACGCUCUCAAGGAUAUCUACAACUGCCCAAUGAUAGGAAUAACUUCUCUUGGUCUUACGCCUUUUGGAAACCAAUUGAUCGGUAAUCCUAAGAAUCCAGCAAUGGAGCCUGAUAUCACCAUGGACGUUUCUGUGAGUCAAACAUUCAAAGAUCGUCUCCUCAGCGCUGCUUUGGAUUUGACUGGAAGAGUAUUAACCCGUUUCGUUCUGAUGAAAAAAUUGGACAAACUUGUAUCACAAUAUAUUGACGAAGACAUCAGACCAAUGCAGGAAAUCGUCCAAGACUUCAGUCUGGUAAUUGUCAACUCAAACUUGGCCAUAAGGAAUGCUAAACCAUCGGUUCCGAACUUAGUGGAAAUUUCUGGAAUACAUAUUCAAAAGCCGAAACCAUUGCCUAAGGACUUGAAACAUUUCUUGGACACCUCCACUGAAGGAGUGGUCUACUUCAGUCUCGGAUCCAACAUGAAGAGCGCUCUUAUACCCGAAGAGAAGUUGGAACUCAUCCUACAAGUGUUCGCAGAGUUGCCAUACAAAGUUUUGUGGAAAUUCGAGAAAGAGAACCUGCUGAACAGGACUGACAACGUUUUCAUACAAAAGUGGCUUCCACAGCAAGACGUGCUGGCACAUCCAAACGUUAAACUCUUCAUUUCCCAAGCCGGUAUUCAGUCAAUUGAUGAGGCUAUUUUCAUGAAGGUACCACUCCUGCUGAUGCCUAUUUUCGGAGAUCAACCUUACAACGCUCACCAUAUGGUAACCAAAGGUGCUGCAUUGUCAUUGGACUACAACAAAUUGAAUAAAGCUGAUUUCAAAAACGCUAUUCUUGAAAUGAUGAGGAAUCCAAAAUAUCAAAACCAUAUGAACGAGCUCAAUGCCAUCGCAACUGAUCAGAUCGUUCCAGCUCUUGAGAAAGCCGUUUGGUGGAUUGAGUAUGUUCUUCGUCACGACGGGGCGAAGCAUCUUAUGUACAAAGGAAGAAACACUCCCUUUUACCAAUACUACAUGUUAGAUAUCAUAGCAGCUUUGGUGAUUAGCUUGGUUACUAUCGCAAUUGUCUUGGUGCAAACGACUAAGGCAACAAUCAAAUUCUUCAGUGUUUCAAGGAAUUACGUACAAAAUAAAAUGAAGAAGACGCAAUAAGGAAAAGAUAAGACUGGGCAUGAAUACUCAUAUUUAUUCUUAUUGUAAAUAUUUUUAUACGGACGAAAAUAUACUCAUUUUUAUACUG